Guillardia theta CCMP2712 is the source of this 2061-nucleotide messenger RNA. RefSeq lists its product as hypothetical. The coding region runs from base 1 to 2061 and encodes 686 amino acids. Lineage: Eukaryota; Cryptophyceae; Pyrenomonadales; Geminigeraceae. The transcript is spliced from 12 exons. The record is from RefSeq and is a predicted model, not a curated record.
AUGUCUGAGGGAGUGAGUUCGAACCUCCCCUCUGCUGGCAUCAUCAGCAUGGGUAUCUGCGAAAGCGUCGGGAUUGGCAAAUGCCACCUGCCGUUCAAGCCGCCCAGCGUGGGGACGGCAGCUCCGCAGGAUCCAGCGGAGCUCCUUGCAAGAGCGAGAGGAGAGGGAAACUUCGGGUCUAGCGGGAUGAAGUCCAUAAGCAGCGGAAGUUUCCUGCCUGGGCUUCCCAAGAUGAUCUCGUCGCAGAGAGAUGCGAACGCCUCGAGGUCCUCCUCGUUGACCGCAACGAGGGUCCCGGCAAGUGAAGGCGGCAGAAGACUUGCUUGCUCCAUGUCAUUCGGAGCUCCGGUGUUGAGAACUUCGGUGAAGACGAGAAUGAUCAUCAGGUGCCUCACUGACGUCCUUGUGCACAGGCUGAACUGCCGGAACCCCGGGGUCCCUGCCAUCCCCCUCAUCGCUAUCAACAAAGAAGUUCCACAGGCGCAGCAUCAGCCAAGUGAAAAAGAGAGCGCUCCCACCUUGCGCGCUCUCAACCCUGAGAACCCGUCCACCCUUCCUUCCCUGGGGAUCACCAUACAGCCUCAGCUGCCCCUCAUCGAGCAGCAUGCGAAGAUGCGCCUGCAGCAGCAGAAGGAGCAGCCAGGGAUGCACCUGCCCGUUGCCGGGUUCGAGCAGGCAGCGAAUGCGAGCAUUCGAUUCAUGGAGGAGGCAAGGGAGAAACAGCCCCUGCAUCCCAUCUUCUUGGAUCGUAGCUCCUCGACCCCGGGCUCGCUUCCUCGGUUUGAGGCCUCCACGUCCAAGGUUGACAUGGAACAAGAGAUUAUCAAGAGCACAGAAGAGCUUCGGACUGAUGGGCAGACAGUCCUGAAUCUUGUUAUGAACAGCAAUGACAACAUCCUCUCUUCGCUCCAGAGCUCCUUGACCAGUGCAAAACAAUCUAGCGACCCUACUGCACAGCCUGGGAUUACGAUGCAGGAAAAAUCGACAGUGCCGGAGGCCCCAGCUGCUAUCUUGGAAAGCUUUCCACAAGCAGAUGCGAGGAGUAUCGCAAUGAACAGCAACACGAGCUCGAGCACGUUGGUGAAUGCAAGGCGCGAGGCAAACGGGCCGAGCAGUAUAGAAGUUUUGCUGCAGCCUUCGAUGUCAUGGAAGGAGAUCGUGGAAGAGAAAGACGACAAGUCGAACAAGGCUGAUGCUGUCUCGAAGAACAACAUGGUGCAUCAAAACAGCAUCUGGGACUUACCUGUGCAGCGCUCAAGCGUUGGAGUGCAUGUCGCAUGGCAAGACAUGAAGGGAGAUGAGUUGUUUCGCUAUCAGAUGGACUACAACAAGAGCGGAGACGAGAGGGUGAACUCUGAGAGAUUGGGGCAACUACAACAGUACAUUGGAAGUGCACGGCAGAAGCAAGAGAAAUGGAAGGCGCGGGUAGCAGGAGGAACUCUCUUCAAGAAGAAUCAGGAGAAGUCAUUUAUCGAAGAAUUGUUCCGAUGGCACGACAUCGGCAUCCUGACCUUGCACACGCUGCCGGAGGGUUCUGCUGCUGCCCUUGGGGACGGCGCAAAGGAGGGGACAGAUGGCAACUCGCAAGAGGAAGGGGAGACCGCGAGGAAGAAGGCGUGUCUCGCAGAUCUCCGCGAUGAUCCCUUGCAGAGUUCAGGAGGGGAUGGAGCAAUGAGGUCCCUCAAUGGCAGGGAAGGGGAGGAAAAGAGCGAGCAGGUCAGAGCGAGGAGGCUAUCUGCUACUGCACAGAAGAAUGUCUGUCCCAUUGCAAGCAAGAACCUAUGCGCGCACUCUCCCUCCAACAUCACUGGCUGGUCCAUCAUCAGCUUCGAGCGAUGGGAUGUGGAGAGGAAGAAAUGGUUCACCAACGGCAACGAAGUCACUUACAAGCAGGGGAGUUUCAACAUGUGCUUGCGUCACAUGGGAUUCCGGCCAACCAAAGGAGCACGAUAUGGCGGAACAGGAUACGACUGGGACAACUCCGUGGGCUUCGUGUUCGACCCGGACGUCAAGUCGAAGUAUACAUCCAAGAGGAGCAGGAACUACAGUCAGAGCAGAUGA